GGCAGGAGAGCGGCUCAGCAGCGCCGGUCGAGUCGGUGGGGCCCUGCAGAGCCGAGCCGAGCCCGGGGGACCAUGCCGUCCUACACGGUCACGGUGGCCACGGGCAGCCAGUGGUUCGCGGGCACGGACGACUACGUGUACCUGACCCUGCAGGGCACGUCGGGCUGCAGCGAGAGGCACCUCCUGGACAAGCCCUUCUACAACGACUUCGAGCGCGGCGCGGUUGACUCCUAUGAUGUGACUGUGGAAGAAGACCUUGGAGAAAUUCAGCUAAUAAAAAUUGAGAAACGAAAAUACUGGUACCAGGAUGACUGGUACCUUAAGUAUGUCACUGUUAAAACACCAGUGGGUGACUACUUGGAGUUCCCAUGUUACCGUUGGAUUACAGAUGAAAAGGAGGUUGUCCUUCGAGAUGGAAGAGCAAAGCUACCCCGAGAUGACAAGACUCAGAUUCUGAAGCAGCACAGACGCAAAGAGCUUGAGUCCCGUCAGAAAAUGUACCGCUGGAAGGAGUGGCAUCCUGGCUUUCCCCUGAGCAUCGAUGCCCAUUCUCACAGUGAACUGCCUCGUGACAUCCAGUUUGACAAUGAAAAGGGAAUUGACUUCAUUCUAAACUACACUAAAGCGAUGGAGAAUCUUUAUAUCAACCGGUUCAUGCACAUGUUCCAGUCCUCCUGGAGUGAUUUUGCAGAUUUUGAGAGGAUCUUUGUCAGAAUCAGCAACACAAUCUCUGAAUAUGUGAUGCAGCACUGGAAGGAAGAUUUUAUGUUUGGCUACCAGUUCCUGAAUGGAUGUAAUCCUGUGCUGAUACGGAGAUGCACAGCGAUACCCAAGAAGCUGCCUGUGACUAUGGAUAUGGUAGAAUGCAGUCUGGAGAGGAACCUGACGCUGGAAGAGGAAGUGAAGCAAGGAAACAUUUUCAUUGUGGACUAUGAGCUCCUUGAUGGUGUGGAUGCCAAUAAAACAGACCCAUGCACAAUACAGUACUUGGCUGCACCCAUCUGUCUGCUGUAUAAGAAUCUGGAGAAUAAAAUUGUACCUAUUGCAAUCCAGCUUGGUCAAAAGCCUGGGCCAGACAAUCCCAUAUUCCUUCCUUCAGAUGCCACAUAUGACUGGCUGCUAGCUAAAAUUUGGGUCCGCUCAUCUGAUUUCCACAUCCAUCAGACAGUGACCCACCUCUUACGGACACACUUAGUCUCAGAGGUGUUCAGCAUAGCUAUGUUCCGGCAACUGCCUGCUGUACAUCCCCUCUUCAAGCUCUUGGUGCCACAUAUGCGGUUCACAAUAGCCAUCAAUACCAAAGCCCGAGAACAGCUUAUCUGUGAAUGUGGCCUUUUUGACAAGGCAAAUGCUACGGGUGGAGGAGGACAUGUACAAAUGGUACAGAAAGCAAUGAAAGAUCUGACUUACCGUUCUCUCUGCUUCCCUGAGGAGAUCAAAGCUAAAGGGAUGGACAGCAAAGAGGAUAUCCCCUACUACUACUACCGGGAUGAUGGCAUUAAAGUCUGGGAGGCUAUAAAGAGUUUUGCAGAGGAUGUGAUUCACAUCUACUAUGAGAGCGACGAGGUGGUGUGUGAGGAUGUGGAGCUCCAGGCUUUUGUCAAAGACAUUUACGUCUAUGGGAUGAGGGGUGUGAAAGCCUCAGGGUUUCCUAAGAUGAUCAGGACACGAGAGACACUAGCAGAAUAUCUCACAGUGAUAAUAUUCACCGCAUCGGCUCAACAUGCAGCUGUGAAUUUUGGUCAGUAUGACUGGUGUUCCUGGAUUCCCAAUGCCCCACCAACAAUGCGCUGCCCUCCUCCAACAGAAAAGGGGACUGUCACCAUCGAGCAAAUUGUGGAGAGUCUGCCAGACAGGGGACGUUCUUGUUGGCAUCUUGGAGCUGUUUGGGCCUUAAGCCAAUUCCAGGACAAAGAACUAUUUCUGGGCAUGUACCCAGAUGAACACUUCGUGGAGAAGCCAGUGAAAGAGGCUAUGGCAAAAUUCCGCAAGAAUUUGGAUGAGAUUGUCAGCACCAUCACCGAACGCAACAAGAACAAAAAGCUUCCUUACUACUACCUUUCCCCAGAUCGCAUUCCCAACAGUGUUGCUGUUUGAAGAGAUAGCCAGGGGAGUUUGGAGACAUGUAAAGCUAAUGAUGCUUUUCUGUUACAUAUACUUCUUCAAUUAACUUUCAGAAAUGGAUAAGAAACCCACCCCCUCCAUCAGAGCUGGCCUAAGUCUAUCUGAACUUUCAGAAUGCAUCUGGUUAUGACCAACCUUGCAGACAAAGUCUAGUCGACAACCCUCUAGGUCAAAUUUGUUAGAAGUUUAUUUUUCCAGGAUUUUAAAAUUAAUCUUAGAAUCAAUAUACAUGUUUCUGUUAUCUUGCCCUCUCCUUGACAAAACAAUGCAAUCAUAGAUUGACUUACUCAAUGGAAAAAGUAUCAUGAGCAGUAAGCAAGUCACAUCUUUAAAAUCCUUCUGUUUUAAAUAGGUGACACUGGUGACAUAGAAGAAUGUAAUCUUUAAUGUAUAUGCAUUGGUUUUAAUCUGAUUAAAACAAAUGUUAAAUAUUUUCACAACAAUUGUGAACAUCCUACUAAGGAUAAAGGUAAAAGAAGGACAUUUUCCUAACGUAGCUGAUGGGAUUUUAUCACUUUCUUACCAAGUUCAUGUGAAAUGGCAUCUCAUAAGAGAUGAAAAUUUUGUACCUACAUAAACUUAAGUAUUUUCUGCAUAAAACUAGGAAGGUUUGUUUUAGCCUGUCCAGCAGAGUUUGAUGUCCAUCACACGUACGGACAAACGUUUUACUCAGCACAACAGCAGCAAGUACAGACCUAGCAGUGCUUAUGCUCAAUUUCUGUUUCGUUGCUUGAGGCUGCUGAGUUUUGUGGACAGUUUGUUCUGUUUUGUGGGGAAUGAGGAGGCUACUUCAUAUAGUGGAAGAAUUUCUGGAGAAGGCUUAAAUGACAGCUUCUAAGAGGAAUCUUAGAUUUGGCCAGUUAAGCAAAACUAACAUGUUCCAUCUUAGAGACAACUGAGUUUUGUCUGUUUUGUUUAGAGGUAAAUAGGUUCAAAUACUUGGACUUUGGCUAAAGUUGAGAGAGUCACUGAGAUAAUGAAAGCAAAAUUGAGGUUUGAGAAAUUUAAGAGUUGUACUUUUGGUGAUAACAAUUUGGGUGUAUUUUUCUGAGAAUUUGUUCCUUGUACUAGGUGCACCAGCCUGCAAUGUAUUUUCUCAAUAAAUAAGAAAGCUUCUUCUAAUAAAACAAAACUGAACAUCUA
This is a messenger RNA of Neopelma chrysocephalum (saffron-crested tyrant-manakin), 3267 nucleotides long. It is a transcript of the gene ALOX5, whose product is annotated as arachidonate 5-lipoxygenase. Gene Ontology annotation, cellular component: nuclear envelope. The record is from RefSeq and is a predicted model, not a curated record. Gene Ontology annotation, molecular function: iron ion binding; arachidonate 5-lipoxygenase activity; protein binding. Lineage: Eukaryota; Metazoa; Chordata; Aves; Passeriformes; Pipridae. Gene Ontology annotation, biological process: linoleic acid metabolic process; lipid oxidation. Bases 73 to 2097 code for a protein of 674 amino acids. The transcript has 14 exons.